Molecule: messenger RNA, 3084 nt
Organism: Apodemus sylvaticus (European woodmouse)
Lineage: Eukaryota; Metazoa; Chordata; Mammalia; Rodentia; Muridae
Gene: Ggt5
Product: gamma-glutamyltransferase 5
Exons: 12
Coding region: 335-2050 (571 amino acids)
Biological process (GO): glutathione catabolic process; leukotriene D4 biosynthetic process; inflammatory response
Cellular component (GO): plasma membrane
Molecular function (GO): leukotriene-C(4) hydrolase activity; glutathione gamma-glutamate hydrolase
Source: RefSeq, a predicted model, not a curated record
AGUUCAGACCUGUGGCUAGAUCGGCCACAGUUUCCCUCUGGGGGAGAGUAGCAGCGGCCUGGCCACAGUCUGCCGGUCUGUCUGUCUAUCCAUAAACCCAUCUGGCUGUCUGGCUUCCUGUUGCUCUUCUGUAACCUGCCUGGCCACCUGACUGUAAGGCUGUCCGUUAUCCUUUCUAUCCAGUUGCCUGAUUUGUGUGACUGUCUGUCUUGCUGGGCCCAUCAUCUUUCCAAUCAUCUGUCCAAUCGUCUGAGUUCACCGCGUGGAGUUUCUUUCCCCUUCACCUGACAGUUUAUCUCUACCUGCCUCCCGCCUCUCCGUGGACCACUGAGCCAUGGCACAGAGCCACAGGGCCACCGUCUGCCUGGUCCUGCUGGGCCUGGGUCUGGGUCUGGUUCUCAUUGUGUUGGCUGUGGUCCUUUCUCAUCGCCAAGUCUCUUGCGGUCCCGGCACCUUCACGCGUGCAGCCGUAGCAGCUGACUCCAAGAUCUGCUCAGAUAUUGGACGAGCCAUCCUCCAGCAGCGGGGCUCACCUGUGGAUGCCGCCAUCGCUGCCCUGAUCUGUACUGGUGUUGUUAAUCCUCAGAGCAUGGGCCUGGGUGGAGGGGUUGUCUUCACCAUCUACGAUGCAUCAACAGGGGCCGUGGAGGUCAUCAAUGCCCGGGAGACGGUGCCAGCCAGCUAUGACCAAGGCCUGCUGGACCAGUGUGGAAACGCCCUGCCCCUGGGCACAGGGGCCCAGUGGAUCGGGGUCCCUGGGGAACUGCGGGGCUAUGCCGAGGCUCACCGCCGACAUGGUCGCCUACCUUGGGCUCAGCUCUUCCGGCCCACCAUUGCGCUGCUCCGAGAGGGCUUCCGGAUGCCCUUUAUCCUCAGCCAGUUCCUCAAUAACAGCAUCCUGCGGCCCUUCUUGUCUUCAUCACCCCUGAGACAGCUCUUCUUCAAUGGGUCAGAAACCUUGAGAUCUCAGGACCCAUUUCCAUGGCCUGCUCUGGCUAACACCCUGGAGACUGUGGCCGCGGAGGGUGCGGAGGCCUUGUACACGGGGAGACUGGGCCGCAUGCUGGUGGAAGACAUUGCCAAGCAAGGAAGCCAGCUGACAGUUCAGGACUUGGCUGCCUUCCAGCCGGAGGUGGUGGAACCCCUGGAGAUGCCCCUCGGAAGCUAUACCCUGUACUCACCGCCGCCGCCAGCAGGGGGCGCUAUUCUUAGCUUCAUUCUCAACGUGCUGAAAGGGUUCAACUUCUCCACAGAGAUGGUGGCGCGGCCUGAAGGAAAAGUGGAUUUAUACCAUCACCUGGUAGAGACUCUCAAGUUCGCAGCAGGGCAGAGGUGGCGGCUACGGGACCCUUCCAGUCAUCCAGGGAUACAGAACAUCUCCCGGGACCUUCUCAGCGAGGAUCUAGCCCAGCGCAUCCGCCAGCAGAUCGACGGCCGUGGUGACCACCACCAGCUCAGCCAUUACAACCUGUCCGGGGUCAGGGACAACAGGAUGGGCACCUCUCAUGUGUCUGUGUUGGGAGAAGACGGCAGUGCUGUGGCAGCCACCAGCACCAUCAACACACCCUUUGGCGCGAUGGUGUACUCCUCACGGACAGGAAUCCUCCUUAACAACGAGUUACUAGACUUCUGCGGGAAACGCGUGCCAACUUCCCGGCUCACCCCUCUGCCCGUUCCAGGUGAGCGACCACCAUCUUCCAUGGUACCCUCCAUCUUGGUUAACAAAGGCCAGGGAUCGAAGCUGGUGAUCGGAGGGGCUGGUGGGGAGCUCAUCGUCUCUGCUGUGGCCCAGACUAUCGUGAACAAGCUGUGGCUUGGCUUUGACCUGACAGAAGCCAUUGCAGCUCCUAUUCUACAUGUCAAUAGCAAGGGCUUUGUGGAGUUCGAGCCCAAGUUCGACCAGGAGGUACAGAAGGGUCUACAGGACCGAGGCCAGAGCCAGAGCCAGCGGCCAUUUUUCCUGAAUGCGGUCCAGGCUGUGUUUCAGGAAGGGCCCUGCAUCUAUGCAGCAUCCGACCUGAGGAAGGCUGGGGAGGCUUCCGGAUACUAAACCAGCUCUGCCCAGAGCUGGGACCUGGCCCACUAUGAGCGCUGCGGCCCACAUGGAUGAUGAUGUAUGUUGAAGUACUCCGGGACCUGGAUCCCUGGCUGUGAGGUCCAACUUGGCACUGAAAUGAACAGGGAUCAGCUCAGCAGAUGGAUGACUUUAGGAGGGAAGGACUGACUUGUCCCUGGUCCCAUCCCAACACCUCCUGCGGCCUGCUUUGCCUUGGUCUCAUGCUCACCCUCUUAAAUGGUGUACCCACCAGCCCACGAUUAAAGAGGAGCAGCAGCAGCGUGAACUGGUUUAGUAAAGAGACCCUCAGCUAGUCCCCGGUGAUGCGCAGCACACCACAGACUCCCAUGGUCCUUCAUGACUCACUGUCAGGGCUGAGAUGGGCCAGGCUUCCUUCAUAAGGCUCAACAGACAGAGGCAAGCACACAAGCCACUUCUACUCUGCUCACUACAAUAUCUCUGGGGGUUUUGCAGUGUGUCUGCUACCCCCGUCCCCGCUGCCAUCUUGCCUGCUGGUGGGAAGACAGGAGCGUGGCUUAUAGUAUUUGUCCCCAACUCUUGUGAUGUUUUUCCUGCACUAAGGAAGAGAUUGGGUAAAGCAAAGUUCAGGUCUUAAUACUCCAUGUUCUUGGGACGAGGGCUCAGGCUUUGGCAGUGCUGACAUCUGAGAUGACAUCAUCGUUUGCUGCAUGGAGCUGUCCCCACAUCGCACACACUUGACACGAUAGCAUCCCCUCAUAUAUUCCCAGAUGCAACAGGACAUAGCCUGGACAGGGCUAUGUCAGCCCUGGCAGAGAACUGCUGCUCCGGAUGAAUGGGAGACUGUCAUAGAAAGCUUUGUGGGCUAUCCAGUAGGGCGCUCAUCAUGGAAGUCUCCCUAUAGGGACCUGAGCAUCUAACUCCCAAGGAGUAUCAGGUACUUCUGUGUUACCUCAAGUGUCUUCAGGAGUUGUGUUACUACAUCCAGGGUGCCACAACAGCCUGUGCGGCUUAUGCACCUUAAAGAAAUCCAUCAUGCUGGUUCAAUU